CUGGAUCUCCGCUUCCCAAUGCGAGUCCCGCUUCUUCCUUGGAGGAUCGGCGUUGGAUCCCUCGGGAGAGGCUCCCGGAUCCCGCUCGGGGCAGGUCGUUUAUAGAUUAACUCUAGAGAAAAGAAGGACGUUAUUGGAUCAGAAACCACAAAAUUUUGGCCAGGACUCUGUUUUAGAAAAUUAAGAGAUUGUGUCCCGGUUUGAGAAGCAGCUUCCUAUACAAAGGACCAAUCAAUUAAGGAGAAAUCAAACUGGUCAGCAGUCAGGGGUCAUCCCGGGCCUUGACUGAGAGGGGUAACAAGUGGCCCAGAGACCUCUUGAAGUGGAUUUACCUUGAAGACAACAGAGGGUAGAAAAUCAGCCCAAGGCAGCAGCCGCCCGAAAGGAUGAUGGAGCCUGGGAAGCUCUUGGAUCCCCCAUCAGACAUAAGCAGGAGUCCGAAAAAAUCCUAUGAAUGCUCAGAGUCUGGGAAUUCCUUUGCUCAUGGGUCCCUCCUUUCAACCCACAGGAAGGUCCAUAUGGGGAGUGGAUCCAGUCAAGAUUUGAAGGGUCAAAAAUCCUUUUCUGGAAAAAAUAACGAAGAUCUUAGGAGCCCCACAACACUAAAACCCUAUAAAUGUGAGGAAUGUAACUUAUCCUUUGCUCAUAAGCCAAGCCUUCGUACACAUCAGCGAAUCCACACUGGAGAGAAACCUUAUCAAUGUCUGGAAUGUGGUAUUUUUUUCCGUGAAAAAGCCAUUCUCAGAAACCACGAGAGAAUCCACACAGGGGAGAAACCUUACAAGUGUUGGGAAUGUGGGAGGAGCUUUUCUCAGAACUCAAGUCUUUGGGCCCAUGAGAAGACUCAUGCAGGAAUAAAAUCUUACAAGUGCUUUGAGUGUGGAAAAUGUUUCACCCAGAGUUCAGGUCUUCGGAGUCAUUGGAAAACACACAGAGGGGAGAAAAACGAAAAGUGCCUCGAAUGUGGGAAAUGUUUUAUGUCGAAAUCAACUCUGAUGCGACAUCAGGGACGUCACACGGGAGAGAGACCCUAUGAAUGCCCAGAAUGUGAGAAACGAUUUGUGUAUUCUUAUGAACUUCGGAGUCACCAGAAAAGGCACAAAGAGGAGGAUCCGAAUCAAUGUGGGGAGUGUGGGAAAAGUUUUUUUUCGCCAGGAGCAUUACAGGUUCAUCAGAGAAUCCACAGGGGGGAGAAACCCUACAAAUGUGGGGAGUGUGGGAAAUGCUUUUCCCAAAAACAACACCUUGCAACCCAUCAGAGGGUCCAUACAGGAGAGAAGCCGUACAGAUGCGCAGAAUGUGGAAAAUGUUUUGCUCAAAUGGGAGUCCUUUGGACACAUCAUAAAACCCACACAGGGGAGAAGCCAUAUCAGUGCAAUGAAUGUGGAAGAUUUUAUCGUACCUCAUCAACCCUUAGAAAUCAUUUGAAAAUUCACACGGGGGAAAAAAAUCACAAAUGUUUGGACUGUGGGAGAGCAUUUGCUGAGUCAUCUGCCCUUAGAGUUCACAGCCGAAUCCAUACAGGAGAGAAACCUCACAAAUGCUCAGAGUGCAAUAAAUGUUUUUCACAAAAAGUGUCUCUUGUGAAGCAUCAACGAAUCCACACUGGAGAGAAACCAUAUAAAUGUCUGGAAUGUGGGAAAUGUUUUGCCCAACCUUCAGCACUUCACAUGCACACCCGAAGUCACACAGGAGAGUAGCCUCACAAGUGUGCAGAAUGCAAGAAACCUUUUGCUGGUAAUUCAAAGCUAAAAAAGCACCAGAAAGUCCAUAGCAGAGAUAAAUCUCUUCAGUUGUGAACAACAUUGGAAAGCCUUUUUUUUUCUAUAUUCAGAUGUUAACAUUUGCCAGGAACUUCACACAAUGACAGAAGGGAAAUCGAAGAAAUAUUUGAUGUGGGGAAAAUGCUUUUCCUAGUCAGGCAACCUCAAAUCCCAUCAGAGAGAAGACAAUGAGGCAAAAGGGCAUAAGUGUUGGGAAUGUGAGGAUGAUUUGCUCACAAGGCCGCAUUAGUAAUUUAUGUGGGGAAUAGUUGUAAUGUUUUGCAGAGAAUAGGAAAUCCUCGACUUAGGACCAAAACAUGGAAUGGAUUUCCAGUCAUACUAUCAGGCCUGCAGCUGGUUCCUUUUAGGA
Thamnophis elegans (Western terrestrial garter snake) is the source of this 2133-nucleotide messenger RNA. Its product is annotated as zinc finger protein OZF-like. The coding region runs from base 387 to 1700 and encodes 437 amino acids. The transcript has 3 exons. NCBI's taxonomy places the organism in Eukaryota, Metazoa, Chordata, Lepidosauria, Squamata, Natricidae. The record is from RefSeq and is a predicted model, not a curated record.